Messenger RNA from Brachypodium distachyon (stiff brome), 1966 nucleotides. Its product is annotated as glutamate decarboxylase 1. Gene Ontology annotation, molecular function: glutamate decarboxylase activity; pyridoxal phosphate binding. Bases 148 to 1674 code for a protein of 508 amino acids. The transcript has 6 exons. NCBI's taxonomy places the organism in Eukaryota, Viridiplantae, Streptophyta, Magnoliopsida, Poales, Poaceae. Gene Ontology annotation, cellular component: cytosol. The record is from RefSeq and is a predicted model, not a curated record. Gene Ontology annotation, biological process: L-glutamate catabolic process.
GCCUCCGCCACAACACACACCAAAAUCGAACUAGUAGCACAUUGCGUCUGCUUCGAGUUGGAUCGCUUAGCUAAAAGCUCUUUUCCUUUUUCCUGAUCCGGUUGAGCAGGUCCUUCGAUCCCGUCGUUCGGCUAGCUAGCUGCAGCCAUGGUGCUCUCCAAGGCCGUCUCCGACACCGACAUGUCUGUGCACUCCACGUUCGCCUCCCGCUACGUCCGCUCGUCUCUCCCAAGGUACCGCAUGCCGGAGAACUCGAUCCCGAAGGAGGCGGCGUACCAGAUCAUCAACGACGAGCUGAUGCUGGACGGCAACCCGCGGCUGAACCUGGCGUCGUUCGUCACCACGUGGAUGGAGCCCGAGUGUGACAAGCUCAUCAUGGCCUCCAUCAACAAGAACUACGUCGACAUGGACGAGUACCCCGUCACCACCGAGCUCCAGAACCGGUGCGUGAACAUGAUCGCGCACCUCUUCCACGCGCCGCUGGGCGAGUCCGAGACGGCCGUGGGCGUCGGCACGGUGGGGUCGUCGGAGGCCAUCAUGCUGGCGGGGCUCGCCUUCAAGAGGAGGUGGCAGAACAAGCGCAAGGCCGAGGGCAAGCCGUUUGACAAGCCCAACAUCAUCACCGGCGCCAACGUCCAAGUUUGCUGGGAGAAGUUUGCUAGGUACUUCGAGGUGGAGCUGAAGGAGGUGAAGCUGCGGGAGGGGUACUACGUGAUGGACCCGGACCAGGCGGUGGAGAUGGUCGACGAGAACACCAUCUGCGUCGCCGCCAUCCUGGGCUCCACGCUCAACGGCGAGUUCGAGGACGUCAAGCGCAUCAACGACCUGCUCGACAAGAAGAACAAGGAGACAGGCUGGGACACGCCGAUCCACGUGGAUGCGGCGAGCGGCGGGUUCAUCGCGCCGUUCCUGUACCCGGAGCUGGAGUGGGACUUCCGUCUGCCGUGGGUGAAGAGCAUCAACGUGAGCGGCCACAAGUACGGGCUCGUCUACGCCGGCAUCGGCUGGUGCAUCUGGCGCAACGCGGAGGACCUGCCGGACGAGCUCAUCUUCCACAUCAACUACCUCGGCGCCGACCAGCCCACCUUCACCCUCAACUUCUCCAAAGGCUCCAGCCAAGUCAUCGCGCAGUACUACCAGCUCAUCCGCCACGGCUUCGAGGGGUACAGGAACAUCAUGGAGAACUGCCAGGAGAACGCCAUGGUGCUCAAGGAAGGCCUGGAGAAGACGGGGCGGUUCAACAUCGUGUCCAAGGACGAGGGCGUGCCGCUGGUGGCCUUCUCGCUCAAGGACCACAGCCGGCACGACGAGUUCGAGAUCUCGGACAUGCUGCGCCGCUUCGGCUGGAUCGUGCCGGCGUACACCAUGCCGGCCGACGCGCAGCACGUCACGGUGCUCCGCGUCGUCAUCAGGGAGGAGUUCAGCCGCACGCUCGCCGAGCGCCUCGUCCUCGACAUCGACAAGGUCAUGUACCAGCUCGACGCGCUCCCGUCCAACAAGCUCACGCCCCCUGCCGCCGCCGCCGCGGCCCUGCUGCCUGCGGCGACGCUCGUCGAGAAGGACGUCGUGGUGGAGAACGGGGUCGCCAAGAAGUCGGAGCUCGAGAUGCAGAAGUCGGUGACGGAGGCCUUGAAGAAGCUUGCGCUUGCCAACAAGACCAACGGCGUCUGCUAGUGCCACUGUGCUAGCAGAAGCAGUGACAACCAAGAGUGUCUCCUAUAAACGCAUCACUGCCAUGGUGCGAGCUGCCGAUAUAUUUUUGUCUUGCUAAUUCGAGCGAAAGUCAUGAUUAAUAGGUCGAUUUAGGCAGAGUUUAUCACUAAAGGUUAAGUUUUGCUCUGGCACUGCAGUACUACUACUGCACUCAUAGUCAUACUGCGACUAUUUAGUUCAUGUUCUAGUGCUUCUACCGAUUUUUGAUUGGUCAUUGGCCUAAAAAUACUGAAUGCAAUUAGUCAUUACUAUC